Molecule: messenger RNA, 3022 nt
Organism: Calypte anna (Anna's hummingbird)
Lineage: Eukaryota; Metazoa; Chordata; Aves; Apodiformes; Trochilidae
Gene: TMPRSS2
Product: transmembrane serine protease 2
Exons: 15
Coding region: 412-1872 (486 amino acids)
Biological process (GO): protein autoprocessing
Cellular component (GO): membrane
Molecular function (GO): serine-type endopeptidase activity; protein binding
Source: RefSeq, a predicted model, not a curated record
GGGUGCGGGCAGCGCCCUCCUCCCCCUCGGCGGCGGGAGGAAGGGGCCGGGCGACGCAUCCACCUGGUGGCACCUGCCCCUUCCCCGCCGCUCCCCCCGCCGGGUGACUCCUCCCCGCUCGCAGCGACUGCUCCCGGUUCGGUGCGCCGCAUCCCGUCCCGUCCCGGCUCCGUUCCGUUCCGGCAGGCUCAGACCCAGAACAAGGAACAAGAAUACCUUCCUGUGACUGGUUACUUGUUCUCUCAAGCCUGCUCAGAGCUUCACUUCCCAACUCUGCUGUGAAGAGCUGGGUGAGAAUGGAUGCGACAUAAGGCAGAAGUCCAGAAGCCUUAGUCACCAAUCUGAUGGAUUUACUUUUCACACCUUACAUCCGAACACUUGAAUUGUUUUGGUACUUCUGACAAAGGAAGGAUGGCCUCCGCUGUAGGUUCACCGCCAUACUAUGAAAAUCAGGGCUUUCAGCCUGAAAACAUCUAUUCUGCCAGGCAGCCAGUAGGUGCUAACCCAUAUCCACAGUACUUCUCAACCAAUGUUCCUCCAUCAGUGCCAAGCUAUGUCCCAAGGGUUGCUACCUAUCAGUCAACUAGGCCAGUGGCAUCUUCAUCUGAGGGAGCAUGUGCAUCAAGUGUAAGGAAAAUCAUAAUAAUUAUCCUAACCAUUUUACUAGUAGUCUGUUGUGCAAUCGCAGCUUUCUUCGUCUGGUAUUUUGCAGUAGAGAAUCGUUGUCUUGGCUCCUUAAUAGAGUGUGGAUCUUCAGGAGUGUGCAUACCACCCUCGCAGUGGUGCGAUGGAGUCAGCAACUGCCCCAACGGGGAGGAUGAAACCCGAUGUGUUAGACUUUUUGGACCAAACUUUAUCCUGGAAGUUUAUUCACCCGUCAGCAAAACCUGGUAUCCUGUUUGUCAAGAUGGCUGGAAUGAUGAUCAUGGGAAGACAGCCUGUACAGACAUGGGCUACAGUGUAAAUACAUAUUUCUAUAGUCAAGGAGUAGAACCUGAAGGCAGCUUUAAAACCUACAUGAAGCUGAACACAAGUGCUGGGAAUAUAGACUUGUACAAAAAGCUUUAUAGCAGUGAUUCCUGUGCAUCGGGAAAUGUGGUUUCUCUGCGUUGUAUAGAUUGUGGCCUGUCCACUAAAAGCGUGAACAUAAUGAACAGAAUUGUGGGUGGCAAUGGGGCAGCGCUGGGGCAGUGGCCGUGGCAGGUCAGCCUCCAUGUGCAGGGCACCCACGUCUGUGGGGGCUCCAUCAUCACCCACGAGUGGAUUGUGACAGCAGCACACUGCGUGGAAGGACGAUUUUCUGACCCACACAGCUGGAGGGUUUAUGCUGGAAUUCUGAAUCAGAAUGAGAUGCUAUUAAGAAAUGGAUACAGAGUGCAACAGAUCAUUUCCCAUCCAGAUUAUGAUACAGAUUCUAAAGACAACGAUGUUGCCCUUAUGAAAUUAGAGAGACAAUUGGUUUUUAGUGAUGCCAUACGGCCGAUUUGUCUGCCUAAUCCAGGAAUGAUGUUCCAGCCUAAUCAGCAGUGUUGGAUAUCUGGGUGGGGAGCAGAGUACCAAGGAGGUAAAACAUCAAAUAACUUGAAUUAUGCCAUGGUGCCCUUAAUAGAACGUUCUAGCUGUAAUUCUGUCUAUAGCUAUAAUGGCAUGAUUUUGCCUACAAUGAUCUGUGCUGGAUAUCUAGUGGGAGGAAUUGAUUCCUGUCAGGGUGACAGUGGAGGUCCACUAGUAACCAACAAAAACUCCAUAUGGUGGCUGGUUGGAGAUACCAGCUGGGGAACUGGCUGUGCUAGUCCCAAUAGACCUGGGGUGUAUGGGAAUAUGACUGUGUUUACAGACUGGAUUUAUAAAAAUAUGCAGGCAAACAAAUGACAAUGCUCUCUGUCCUUGCUGAUCGAUAUUUCUGAGAACAAGAAGAAAUGAAGCCAUGGGUGCCUGGGAUAUUUAUUCACCUUGCAAAUGAUUUUUUUUUUCUCUUUAAAUUCUCUUUUUAAAAAUAAUAUGAAGGAUUGCACACUCGGUUCUGUGCUGGCUACAGUGACUGAUCUUAAUCAGUGAAGGAUUAUCACAAUGAGCACCUUUCUUCUUCUUGUGGUGCCUGGCAGAAAAGUCAUUCUGUCAACUGCUUGCUGAAAUGUCUCCCUUUAGCUGAGUAACUUUCACUUGAUAAUAGGGUACAGGCUUAUAAUUGCAAUUUUAAUCACAAUUUAAUUUAAGAUUUUCAUAGCAGGAUGCUGAAACAGUUGGUUUAGUAGUGUUUUAAAGUAAAUGUUAACUAAUGUGAACUGUUGAAUCUCUGAGCUGCUGGUUGGCAAUUAAAUUAAAAAGCAAUUAAUGUUUUGUAGUAAAUAUGAAGGGAAGUUUUCAUGCACUAUGGUAGAAGCACAGGAAAAAAAAUGCAACAUCGUGACUGUCUAUUCAGGUAGUUAAAAAUCCUCAGGAUCUCUACACAGCAGUCAUCAGUCAGACUGUUCAAAGUAAGACUGGUCUGACUGUCUCAGUAAUUCAAAGUGCUGUUCUGCCUUAAGCUGCUCGGAAUCCAAAAAGGACAAUCCAGAUCCUGCCAUCUCUUCUCUCCAUGUGGACUAGAGAGGGGGAUGCUCCAGAGCUGUGGUGAGUUAGGUUUCAGGGUGGCCAGAUGCCUGGCUGUGCCCAGCAAGGUUGACUCUUGGACUCUGCCUGCUGCAAGGUUUUUUCAGUGAGGCUGUGGAUGUUUUAUACAAAGAAACUCAAAUCUGUGUUUCUGCCUAACCAGAUGAACUACCUCAUUUAUUAAAUUUGGCUUUUAAUACCUUAGAGCUGUCCUUUAUGAAUCUGCAUGUAUGUUUUUAGCAGAAUGUUAUUAAUACCAGAAUGCCACUUCAACUAGCGUUUUGAAAGUAAUUUAUAAUCAUAGUACAGAGGAUCAAAAAGCCAUACCAAGUCACUUUUGUUAAGGAGGAAAAAUCUUUUGAAUAAAAUGACUCUACUAGUCUUGUUUUCUCCUUUGGUACUGAAAUGCAACUAUCUUGCAUGUAAACAC